Molecule: messenger RNA, 1632 nt
Organism: Filobasidium floriforme
Lineage: Eukaryota; Fungi; Basidiomycota; Tremellomycetes; Filobasidiales; Filobasidiaceae
Product: NUDIX hydrolase domain-like protein
Exons: 10
Coding region: 226-1377 (383 amino acids)
Molecular function (GO): 8-oxo-dGDP phosphatase activity
Source: RefSeq, a predicted model, not a curated record
GACUGGUCGAUCAUAACGCAUAACACGCGCAUAAACGGCAUGAUCAUCCUUCGAAACGCAUAAAUGAAUCCCCCCUAGAGCGCGGUCAUGUCCGACAGGCCUGACAGGCUCAAGCAUUUCCUGACUUCAGAUCUAGUUACCACAACCGAAAUUCAGGACUCCAAUCGACUCGCCCAGAGUCGAACCCAAUCCUGUCAACAGAUCAGACGGUAGACCUACGAGACAAUGUCAGCUUCGCCUUUCCUCCAGGCCGUUCGAAGGGCCGACAACCUCCAAGUCCCGACGACCGACCUAGUCUCGAAUGUACUGCAAUCGCCCUCUGACCAGACCGGCCCCACCUCGCUCCGACCGUGGUCCAUUCCUCUUCACCUCGCACGAGCCGACAUGCAAGCCGGCCUGACCCCGAUCGGGUGGCUAAGACCCGCCGUGAGGGCCUUUCUCGAAUACCACUGGCCCGAAGGAGACUUGGGAGAGCCGAUGAUCGAGUUUGGGAUUUGCCGGGAGCUGGCGAAAGAGGGGACGGUGGGGAACUGUCAUCAGGACGGACCUGAAUUCGCUUUCGUCUCCCAGCGGUUGUUGGAUCAGGGGUAUGAAGGAUUGACGAGGGAGAUGAACCGGUUGGCGAGGUACAUGAAGGACAAGGGGAUGUAUAGCGAGUGUCUCGACGGCUGGAGAGACGAACAUUACGAGAUCUUUGCCAGCCCAAAAUCCAGCUACUUUGCGUCUGGCGGAUCCGGCGUAUCUUCUUCAGGAGCCACGAAUCGUGCGUUCGACUUUGAACGAGCUGCAUGUGCAGUAUUCGGACUAGCGACGUUCGGAGUGCACAUGACCGCUUACGAGGGUGAGGGUGAAGAGAUGAAGAUAUGGGUACCGAAGAGGAGCGCUACCAAGGCUACAUGGCCUAGCAAGCUCGACAACUCCGUGGCAGGUGGAAUCCCUGCUGGGAUGGUCCCCUUCGAAUCGAUGAUCAAGGAGUGCGAAGAGGAAGCCUCUUUACCAGAGAGUCUGACUAGGAAGCUUGUCAGACCUGCAGGCUUCGUGUCGUACUUUCACGUGACGGAAGAGGGCUGGUUUCAACCAGAAUACGAAUAUGUGUACGAUCUGAAGAUGCCUGCACGAGAGUCUCCGGAAUACCAGUCGCUCAAACCAUUUGACGACGAGGUCGACUCUUUCCAGCUCCUGCCUGUCCGUGAGGUGAUAGACACCUUGCAGAACGAUCCGACAGCUUUCAAACCAAACUGCGGUCUGAUCAUCGUUGACUUUCUCAUUCGGCACGGCAUGAUCACGGUCGAGAACGAGCCCGACUUUUUCGAGAUCGGUUGGAGCUGCCACAAAGAUUUGGGCAAGAUUGUGCCGUUUCCCGUACGGCGACGUUGAAGGGAUAUGCUACAUUCUCGUAAAGGGGUCGGUAUGGGAUUGUCCGUGUUGUCCUCGCUAUUGCACAUGUCUUCGUAUUUGGGACCACUGUACCUUUGGGAUUUCACAUCGCACGAGAUCACCUAACCCUAAGCAAAGGCUCGGGAGCAGGCUGAAGGACAGGCUUGGGAUCAAGCGAAGCGGCGAGCCUGCUCAAACCUCUUCAUCUUCUUGACAACUGUUCGUUACAACAGCUCAUUUGAUGUCUCCUCUUGA